This is a messenger RNA of Vitrella brassicaformis, 3032 nucleotides long. The record is from the annotation of a GenBank genome assembly. NCBI's taxonomy places the organism in Eukaryota, Vitrellaceae.
CUCGCGAUGACAUUCAAAGAUAGAUAAGGACGUGCAGCCACACGAACACACACAACAGACACACACAGAGGUACGGCGAUUCAACACUCACACAAUCCAUCCAUCCAGCCCUGUCUGUCUGCAGCAUGCGAGCAUCGCUCACAGCCCCCCAAUCCGCCCGCCCCAGGAAGGCCAUUAAAACACCACACACCACUCAUGUCAUCUCAUCUGAGGGGGCCGGGUUCUUGACACUCCAUUCAUCCAUCCAUCCAUCCAUCCACUCAUCCGAGGGAGGACAUGUAGUAGGCUAACGAGUAGGAAGAAGGUGAGAGUCCUCGUGAACUCACUUCACCUACCAUACCAAGAGGGCUUAAACCGCAUUCAUGUUUCUCUCUAGAGCUGUACAGGCAGUGCACCGACAGACAAGACAAGACAGACGAGCAGCCCCGGUUUGAUUUGGUUUGGUUGGUGGAAAAAAUCUCAAAGACAAAGCAUAGCAUCCAACCACCCGUCUCAUCCCAUCAUGAUAUUCAAUCAGUAGUCGUCAUCGAGGAACAUGUCGUCAUCUUCCAUUCUGUCUCGCCGACCGCCCCCGCCACCACGGCCCCCCUCCCUGCACACAGACACACAUCAACACAUCAACACACACGGCACAGAGACCCACAGCCGCGAUGGAUGGCUCUUGUGUGUUUGCUGUUGAGGGAGGGGAGGGGAGGGGGGGGGGGUGUUCAGGUCAGCUGCUUAGCUUACUCUCCGGGUGGCUUCAUCGACAGCGAGAGUUUCCUGCCGUCCUUGUUGGUGACGCGGACCUGCACCUCCUCGCCCUCACUCAGGUGGUCGCUAACGUUCUCAACAAAAUUACUGCACACACACACACACACACACACACAACACAGACGGCGUAUGUGCGUGUGUGUGUGUGUGUGUCUUCGGGGUGCGGUUUGUUUGAUGCUCCCCGCUAGCUCCCCCCUGCACCACCUCACUCGGAAAUCUGUGAGACGUGCAGGAGUCCCCUGAUGCCGGGUGCCAGGCUGACGAAGGCCCCAUAGGGCGCCGUCCCCUCGACCGUCCCCGUCAGCCACGUCUCGCUGUUUGGCACAUUCGCCGCAUACCACUGAUAGAUGGAACAGAGAAUAGGGCGUGUCGUGGUUCUGUGUGAGGUGUUGGGUUGGCGAGCGUACUGUUGUUUGAGGUACCUACCUCAUCGACCCCUUCGUUGAAGUCCCUGGGUUCUCUCCUGGCCGGCUCGCGACGUGCGGGCUCCUCGCCGGGCUUGAGCAUUGUCAGCGCCACCUGCACACACAUACACACACACAUAGACACACACACACAUACCAAAAGAUCAGAUCCAGACGACCACCGCAAUAUCGUCAGUCAAAGUCCGCUUACACCCCACCUCACCCCACCACCCCGCACCUGCUGCUUGUCAAAGUCGAUCUUGACGAUUCGGACAUCGACGUCCUGCCCGACCGUCACGACAUCAUUGACGUUGCCGACGAACUCCUGACACACAUCAAAUUACAUCAAAUCAACACACCACACAUCGGUGGUUGGUGGGCAGGGCAGGGCAGGGUGUUGUGAUGGUGUCGUGAUGGUGUUGUGUUGUCUGACGCGACGCGACGCACCGGGGCGAGCUGUGAGAUGUGCACGAGCCCGUCCACGCCGGGAGCGAGGUUGACGAAGGCGCCGAACGGGGCGAGAGACACGACAGUCCCUGAGGGAACCACACAAAGGACAGUCAGGAAGACACAACCUCAGCUUGUUUGUCGGGGGGGACGGGUCGGGGGGGGGGGGCUGUUGCUGCCUGACCCUUGAACCACGUCUCGGGAGGGUAUGCGUCGAAUGUCUUGAGGUCAGCCGACUCGGUGAGCAUGCUGAGAGCGAUGCGCUGGCGGUCCUCCUCGACACUCAGGACCUUCACCCUCACCUGGUUGACCACACACACACACACACAUACAUGUGUGUGUGUCUUAAGCUAUCAGGUCAGCCACACACAUGACAUCACGUCACAUCCCAUCACACAGCUUACAUGGUCGCCCUCCUUGACAACGUCGCGGGGGUCUGCGACGUAGUGGUCGGCCAACUGCGACACGUGAAUCAGACCGUUGCGCACAGCACUGGGGGAGUGUGGCACAGCCAACACAAACACAGACACAGACACAGACACAGCCACCAAGACAGUGAAUGAGGCCCAUCGUAUCGUCCGCUAGCUACGCCUGUCGUGUGUUGUGUGUCGUAGGCCCACAAAGACAAUACAUACCCGAUGUCGACGAACGCACCGUACUGGGCGAUGUUGACCACGAUGCCGUCCACAAGGUCACCUGAAAGAAACGCCACAGACAGACAGACAGACAGACAGGUCGGUCGAGAGUCCGCCAGAGUGGGUGUGUCAUCAAGUCACACACAUCCUCACCGGGUUUGAAAGCCGAGAAAGGCUUCCUCUGCUCAAACACCGGCGACUCGGUGGGCUCUGUCGUCGACUCCCCCUUGUCGCCCUCGCCCUCCACCCCCACCUCUGCCUUGUCCUCCACGGCAACGGACUCUGCCACUGCCGCUGCUGUUUCCUCUUUUGGCACAUCGGACACUUCAUUCCCAGGCGCCUCAGACACACUGACGACAGACAGCACACGUGACUGCCAUCAGAUCUGAUCUGUGAUAUGUGUGUGAUCUUACGCAGUGGGUGUGGUGCCGAGCUCUGCAGUCGACAGGACGACCACGGCGCGCCUCAGCCGUCGUGGUGGCUGUCUGUGUGGGUGAGAGCGGGAUCCGACAGCCAGCUCCAGCCCGCCCAGAAAGCCCUCCGCCGCCAGCAGCAGCGCUCUCGCCUCAUCGUCGGCAUCGAUCUGGAAACCUGCAACGUCCGCAGCAACGUGACAUGACAAAGGCAGGCAGGCAGCACAGAUCCAUCACCCACCCACAUGAAGCAGAUGCGGCAGCUGGAGUCAUGCAUCUGAUCUUACCGAGGGAUAUGAGGGGCAGCAGGGCGACUGAGCAGAUGACCGCUGACAGCUUCAUCAUGGCUAAACUCAGAAUCCUUCUCGUCUGCCUUAGCG